AAUCUUCAAAUAAUGUUGGUUCAUGUACAAAAUGUAUCAUUCACAACAUUUACAUUUACUGGUUUUCAUGAGUUGGAAGAAUGGGGGCCCAUUCUUUCUAUUCCCUAUCUUCUAAUGUUUUUAUUGUCCUUUACUUCAAACCUUAUACUCAUAUACUUAAUAAUAUCUCAAAGGGCUCUUCACACUCCUAUGUGUCUACUAAUUGGUCUAAUGGCAGUUGUGGACCUUUCUUUGCCAAUAUUUUUUAUACCAAAACUGUUGCUAAAUGUAUUAUUUAAUUGGAAAGGAAUUUCACUUGUGGGGUGUUUGGUGCAAAUGUUUUGCAUUCAUUGUGUUGGCACAUUUCAAUCUACUAUACUGCUCUGGAUGGCUCUGGAUCGUUUUUUUGCUAUAUGUAAACCUCUAUAUUACCACAAAUACAUGGCAAUGACCAACUUCCUAAAAUUCAUUAUAUUUCCUGUUAUCAGAAAUGUGCUUGUUAUCACUAUAAUGGUUUCUUGGGCUGGAAAAUUGACUUUUUGUGCAACAGAUCAAAUAGAUCAUUGUUUCUGCGAACAUAUGGCAUUGGUUCAGCUGGCAUGUGGGGAUGUUUCCAUUAACAAUGCUUUAGGACUUUUGGCUCUUUUUCUUAUAAUAACUGCUGAUUUUAUGUUCAUUACGAUAUCAUAUAUAGCAAUACUUUUUUCUGUCCUGAGAUCUGGUAAAACCUCCUUAAAGGCUAUUAAUACCUGCAUUACUCAUAUAAUUGUCAUGUCAGUUAGUCUGACUUUUGCUUUAAUUGCCUUUUUGUCAUACAGAAUAAGAAACAACUUCUCUCCCUCCAGCCGUGUCUUUUUGAGUACAAUGUACUUGAUUUUUCCAAGCUGUUUUAAUCCUAUUAUUUAUGGAGUAAGAACCAAAGAAAUCAGAGAACAUAUUUUAAAAUUCAUAAACCACUUUAACGUCUUUCUAAAGUAA
Molecule: messenger RNA, 957 nt
Organism: Clarias gariepinus (North African catfish)
Lineage: Eukaryota; Metazoa; Chordata; Actinopteri; Siluriformes; Clariidae
Product: olfactory receptor 52K1-like
Exons: 1
Coding region: 13-957 (314 amino acids)
Biological process (GO): G protein-coupled receptor signaling pathway
Cellular component (GO): membrane
Molecular function (GO): olfactory receptor activity; G protein-coupled receptor activity
Source: RefSeq, a predicted model, not a curated record